CUCCACGCCCCGCUCUGUUUACGUCCACGUCACCCGGAAGUACAGGUGUCUCCUGUCACAAUGAUCAGACAGGGCUCAGAGGCUCCACUUUUUGGUGAAGACGAUGAUGUCAUUAACACAAGAAAGUCAAAUAUUAAACACCCCAUCGUCUCCUUCUUCCACCUGUUUUUCCGGACCAGUGCCAUCCUGCUCUACGUAAUGUGUGACUUUUUCAGCAGUCGCUUUAUUGUUUGUAUGGUGUCCAUCAUCCUUCUGCUGUCAUGUGAUUUCUGGACUGUCAAGAAUGUGUCUGGCAGACUGCUGGUGGGACUGCGCUGGUGGAACCAAGUCGAUGAAAAUGGGAAUAGCCACUGGAUAUUUGAGUCAAGGAAGCAGACACAAAGUCAGAGCACAACCACUGGUGCUGAAUCUCGGAUCUUUUGGCUUGGUCUGAUUGUGUGCCCCAUCUUCUGGAUCCUAUUUUUCUUCAGCACUAUCAUCUCUCUUCAGAUUAAAUGGCUGGCUGUGGUAGUCAUGGGUCUGGUUUUACAAUGGGCUAAUCUGUAUGGGUACGUGAGGUGUAAAGUUGGUGGGAAGUCAGACUUGAAAGAUAUUGCUAAAGGCUACUUGGGAGCCCAGCUUUUUAAACAGGCACUGAAGACGACAGAGGAGCCUUAAAAUGAAAUUUGGACCAAUCAAAUUAUAUUCUUUGUCAUGGGCUUUGUAAACUGUGAAUAUAUUGCAGACUUUUGGGCGAUAUGUGGAAGCUACUUGGUGAAAGAUGUAAUUAGGCUGCACAAAAUGUUGUAACUGUGCUCUUUAGGUGAGUGUUGUUCUAUUUCAAGACCCCAUCUGUCAGAAGUAAAUAUGCCAAACCAAAAAAAACCUCUUUGUGCAAUUUUAAAAAUACAAUAUUUAUGUUAAGCAUUAAUAUGUAUAUUAAAUAAUAAAAUAUUAAACAUUGUUAUUGAUUGACGCUUUCAACUAUCAGUGCACCAAUCACACGCAGUAAUGGCUGUACAACCUCUUCCCACUAGGUGGUAGCAACACACAAUCCAUCAGACAAUGACAAGACGCAAAUGUGUUUUAUUUCCCAGCUUCACCUCAAAUAUGAACAUUUUACACGCAACAGAUAACUGUUUAUUUUACACUUUUAAUAAAAUACAAAUUAUAAUCUAGUUACAGCAUGGAUAUCCUAUAACAAAAAAAACCCAAAAAAACCCAAACAAACUCGUGAAAUGAGUGAACUGGAUAGAUAUGGAUGUUCACAUAAAUACACCAUAGUGUUAUGAUGCAAGAUGCAAUAGCAAAAUAAAUAAAUAAAUAUAAGAAGUUGUACUUUUCUCACUUCCUUGAUCUAAUGGGCAAAAUAUGCUGAGACACAUACACAUAGAUGCAAUUAAAAGUUACAGCUCCUUUAAUCCCAGAAGUCAAAAUGGUCAAUAAUACAAACAAGAUUGACCAUGACAUACAACAUCCCACUAAAGUAAGCUAUGCUGAAAACUAAGUAAAUCCAGAAAAAAGAUUUAUCAAGGACAUCUGCAAGUCGCUCAUAUUUGUCACUUUGUUUUUCUUUUGCAUCAAGCUCUUGUAGAAAACUGACCACUUUCCUGAGCAGCUGAAUAUGUUCUUCUGUAGGUUCAGUCUGGACAAUGCUGAUGUCAGGUCUGGACUCUGGUUAAGAACAAAUACAGAGUAGAAUACAGCCAGUUCAAAUUCUAAUAGAUAGUAUGAUGUUUAUCUACAGCCUAGUGGAGUUAAAUAGACCUUCAUUUUAUGCUUCCAUUAUAUUUUCUAUCUGUAUUGUGCAACUGCUUUUGUUCAUGAAAUGUGUUAUCUAAAUAAAGUGGAUUAUUUUACCUU
Molecule: messenger RNA, 1842 nt
Organism: Periophthalmus magnuspinnatus
Lineage: Eukaryota; Metazoa; Chordata; Actinopteri; Gobiiformes; Gobiidae
Exons: 7
Coding region: 61-657 (198 amino acids)
Biological process (GO): protein secretion; vesicle-mediated transport
Cellular component (GO): Golgi membrane
Source: RefSeq, a predicted model, not a curated record